Messenger RNA from Drosophila serrata, 3295 nucleotides. RefSeq names its product chromosomal serine/threonine-protein kinase JIL-1-like. Gene Ontology annotation, molecular function: protein serine/threonine kinase activity; ATP binding. The record is from RefSeq and is a predicted model, not a curated record. Gene Ontology annotation, biological process: protein phosphorylation. Lineage: Eukaryota; Metazoa; Arthropoda; Insecta; Diptera; Drosophilidae.
GACAAGUUCGUGGAAUUUUCUUCUCAGUUUCGGUCUCUGUGAAUUUUAGUCGCACCAUUUUCGUGGCAAGAAUAGGAACUCAAUAGGAACUGCAACAGAAGAAGUGCUUAAAAACCAUCAGGUAUUAACAACAUCAGUUGACAUCAUGAUGAAUCCGGAUGAUGACGAACCCGGGUCUUCUAGCCACACUCGUCAACCGUUUCCGGUGGAUGAAAUGAAAGAUGCUAACAAACGGGCCAGAAACAGCCCACCAAAUUUUUGUUCAAAGACCAAGAAGCUUCGUGUAGAGCUAACUGAAGAGGAGGAAGCCGCUUCCUAUUUUGGCCAGGAAUCUGAGAUUGGUCUCUCUAAUCCCUUCCAUCAGGGUGAAAAUAACAACCAUGGUACAGAGCCCAUAGUCAUCGAUGACGAUGAUGUGCCGCUUGUGGCAGAUGCCAAUAAUGAUCAGAGAUCGCAGAAUCCUAUAAUUCUCAUUCAGACUGACAGUGAGAGCGGGGACGAGACUGAGGAGCAGCCUCAGUAUCAGCCAUUGACAAGGAUGUCUUCCGCAGAGCAGGGGAAUGAGGAAAUUGUGGCUCCUGGUCCCAAUGAUGAUAUUGUCCCGAUCAUCGAGAUCAGUUCGGAUGAAGAUGAGGACGAAAGCGAUUACGAUGACGAGGAGGAGGAGGAGGAUGGAGAAGAAGAGCAGACAGAGGAAGAUGUAGAAGAAGAGCAGACAGAGGAAGAUGUAGAAGAAGAGCAGACAGAGGAAGAUGCCGAAUAUGAUACUAGAGAGGAGACUGGCACUAACGAGGAGUCUUCCAAUGUCGAUGAGUCUUCCAAUGUCGAUGAGUCUGCCAAUAGCGAUGAAUUUGAGGCUGCCCAGAAGAUCAGACGACACAUGGGAAAAGCUCUCGAUUUGAAUGACGCUUCCAACCGGCGGAUGCUGGAGAUUUUCACCGAUCUGCAGCCCCGUGUCGAGGUGAGCAAGGAGUACACUGCCAAGGCCGAGGACUUUAAAAUCAUACGUCUCGUUGGCCUUGGGGCAUUCGGAAAAGUUUACUUAGUCCGGAAGCUGAAUGGUUUAGAUGCCGGCCAAGUGUUUGCCAUGAAGGUGAUGAAAAAAAUGUCGAUCAUCCACAGCUUGGGCACCGCCAAGCACAUUAAAUGCGAGCGCGAGAUCCUUGAGCUCAUACAGGGAAAACCGUUUCUCAUUUGUUUGCAGUAUGCUUUCCAGGAUUAUAACUGUUUGUAUCUGGUCAUGGAUUAUGUCCGAGGCGGCGAGCUUUAUCGACGUCUCGCUUGUUACGGACCCCUUACGGAGCCAGAGGUGUGCCUCUAUGUCGCUGAGCUUGUGGUGGCCCUGGAGCAGCUGCACAGCCGUAAUGUCAUCUAUCGUGACUUAAAGCUGGAGAAUGUCCUGAUCGAUGAUGAGGGUCACAUCGUCCUGGCCGAUUUUGGCCUGACCACCAUCUUGAAGCCCGAACACAAUUACCGUUCGCAUGCCUUUUGCGGCACGGUGGAGUCUAUGGCACCGGAAGUGAUACAAAUUCCGCCGGAGGGCUACGGCAAGCCCGUCGACUGGUGGGGUGUGGGUAUUCUCACCGCUGAGCUCCUCUCCGGACAUAAUCCCUUUGCCAUACGAAACAAUAUGAAACCACAUGAAAUCGAAUACAAUAUUCUCAACAGGGACCCGCUGCUUCCUGCACAUUUGAGCCCAAGGGCAGCCGAUUUUAUUCGCAAACUCUUGGAUAAGAAUCCAAACCGACGGCUUGGCGGCUGGGAGAUCCGCAUGCAUCCAUUCUUUGCGCGAAUUAAUUGGACAAUGCUGAGUAUGAAGGGCUACUAUAUGCCCUUUGUGCCAGACAUUACGGCCAUCGAUGAUUUCCAGCACUUUGACACUGAAUUUACCGAUCAGCCCACCGAGCAUGCCUUAAAUGUGAAAUCGCCAUGCUUCCUAAAAAUUUACAGGGGCUUUGAGUUUACAUCGCCGGUGAUUCUGGAGAAGUUGCGUUGGCUUGAGGACCGGGGCACCGAGGUUUUCAAUGAUAAUUUGGAGAAUAUACCCCGUCGUCCGGAUGAUAUGAAGCUGGGCAGCCGUCUCUGUAGCGGUGACUUUGGCACCUGUUUCCAAAUGAACGAGAAUUAUUUGGUUAAAAUCGUGCAUCUUUCCAAAUUCCGUAUCGCCGAGGUGGACGCCUUAAUGUCCUUCUCGCACACAAAUAUCGUCAGGUAUUUCGGGACAUACUGGUAUGAAAGCGAGUUAUGGAUCGUCAUGGAGUACCUGAGGGGUAAUGAUCUAGGCUGGUCCAUCCGUCAAGGUCAGCUGAACGAGCGCUUUAGUCGCGCAAUAUUUCCGCAAUUGGUUAGUGCCAUUCGCUAUUUACAUAGGGGAAAAUUCAUUCACGGCGAUGUCAAGCCUCAAAAUAUAGUCUGGGUGGAUGAAAAGUCGCUGACAGUCAAGCUGGUGGACUUUGGCUUUGCCAGCUUCAACAGCGGUUUCAUCCAAUGGAAAGACAAGGCUCGCUAUACCCUGGACUAUGCUCCACCAGAACUUUUGGUUGAUAAUGGACGAGCCUUUUAUAGCCCGGCAGUGGAUAUCUAUGGAUUGGGGGCCACACUGUACUGCAUGGUUGUGGGCCAUCCUCCGUUCCGUUCAAAUGUCAACGAUGUGGAUCUGUCGCUGCAGACCAAAGAUAUCCUAAUUGAUUACAUGAGGCGUGGCGAAUUCAAUAAGAAGGCCGGCAAAUGGUUGGAUUCCAGUCGGGAGUUCCGUGAUCUGGUGUCCUGGUGUCUGAAGAAAAAUCCAAAUGAUCGUCCCAAGUUGAGGGAUAUAAGCAACUGUGAGUGGCUUAAGGCUGAUAAAUAUGAGGAUCUGGUUGUAGGAGGUAAACAACAGGAGGCUGCAGGUCAACUACAGGAGGUUGGAGGUCAACUUCAGGAAGCUCAAGGUCAAAUACAGGAGGUUGAAGGUCAACUUCAGGAGGCUGAAGGUCAACUACAGGAGGUUGGAGAUCAACUACAGGAGGCUCAAGGUCAAAUACAGGAGGCUGAAUGCGACCUGGAACUGGAGAUCGAAGGUGGACAAGAUGUGGCUGAAGGCGAUUUACUGGAGAUUGACGGUAAACUAUAUGUGGCUAAAACCGGACCACUGCCUGAAGGUGAAAUGUCGAUGGCUCACCGCGGACUAUCGGAGGUUGCAGAUGAACUAAUUGGGGCUGAAGAUCAACUAUGUUUUGGUUUUGAAAGGAAACAACAAGAGCUCCAAGCUCUGGCCCCUCGCUAUCCGAUCAAUCGUCGCUACAGCGUGGAUUAA